AUGGCUAGUCUUGCUAGCGCAGAUCUGGAGAUCGGCGGCAAUGAGCAGAAGGUGAAGCAAGAAUACCUCGCUAUCAUCACUGACGCUGAGAAAGAACGGAAGAUGAUAUACUGGGUUUUCGAAGCUCUGGAAGACGAAAUAGCUAGGCUCGCGCCUUUUUCUUCUCAUGAAAAGGCUUCGUUCUCGGUGCAGAGCUAUUAUAGGCCCGAGGCUGGUUUCAUCUAUAAACUGGUUAACAAAGACGGAUACUUGACUCCGAUACCACUGCCUGGCGAUACAGUGAAGAAUGUUGACUGUUCGGGAGUGAAGAUAAGUGAACUAGCCGAGUCCCGGCAGAACGUCCACUUGAUCGAUACAUCCAAAGUCGAGAUUGUUCCGUCUCUAGUACCAUCUUCAGAUAAAGUCAAGCUAGAUGGGAAAGAGUAUUCCUUCAAACAUGUCCGAGACUCCCAUUGCUUCGACCGCGAAUUAGGCAUCCUUCAAAAGCUGGUCUCACUAGGUCUCAACAAGCGACUACGUGUUCCAACAUUGUGCGGAGUAGUAGCUUACUCUGACGAGCAGGACGUCAUCUGCGGCAUUCUGCUAGAGCCUAUUGGGUCGAAGGGUUGGUUGGGCACGACCGAGUCUGAGGGCUUCUCCAACGAACAGCGGGUGAAAUGGAUGGCUCAGAUUGGAGAAGUGGUGAAGCAGCUGCAUGCUCACGGCAUCAUAUGGGGGGACGUGAGACCAGAGAAUGUACUGAUUGACAAGACAGACAAUGCAUGGGUUACUGGAUUUGGGGCCAGUGAGAGCCCGCGGUUCGUGGAUGGAGGGAUGAUUGGCACUGUGGAAGGGGAUAUGCAGGGUCUGGCGAAAAUGAGAGAUUAUCUUGGGUAUUUGUCAUGA
Messenger RNA from Trichophyton benhamiae CBS 112371, 885 nucleotides. RefSeq lists its product as uncharacterized. The transcript has a single exon. Lineage: Eukaryota; Fungi; Ascomycota; Eurotiomycetes; Onygenales; Arthrodermataceae. Bases 1 to 885 code for a protein of 294 amino acids. Gene Ontology annotation, molecular function: protein kinase activity; ATP binding. Gene Ontology annotation, biological process: protein phosphorylation. The record is from RefSeq and is a predicted model, not a curated record.